This is a messenger RNA of Tarenaya hassleriana, 920 nucleotides long. RefSeq names its product early nodulin-like protein 1. Gene Ontology annotation, molecular function: electron transfer activity. The transcript is spliced from 3 exons. The coding region runs from base 1 to 786 and encodes 261 amino acids. The record is from RefSeq and is a predicted model, not a curated record. Gene Ontology annotation, cellular component: plasma membrane. NCBI's taxonomy places the organism in Eukaryota, Viridiplantae, Streptophyta, Magnoliopsida, Brassicales, Cleomaceae.
AUGAAGAUUGAGCUAAUGGCGUUUUGGAGAUGGAGGUUUCUGUCUUCUGGUUCCCGACCGUUACCUACUCCCCCUUCUUCCAACGGCUACUUUCUUUCAUUUCUCAGUUUCCUCCAACGGCUAGCUUUCAAAGUGUAUCCCUUACCUCCUUUCCCAUCUUCUAUAAAUACCCUUCACAAAAUCACACACAAACCCACCAAAAAAAACCAAAACAGCCCUCCUCCCCCGGGUAGUAAUAUCUCUGUUUCUUCAUCAAUGGCUACUCUGACGAAGUCUUCUCUUGCUGUGGCAGUCUCUCUCUGCUUCUUCUUCCUCUCCUCGUCUGCGAAUGAAGUCAUCGUCGGUGGAAAAUCCGGCGAAUGGAAGAUCCCUUCCUCCUCUUCUGACUCUUUCACUCUCUGGGCUCAGAGUUCUCGCUUCAAAGUCGGAGACUUUCUUGUAUUUCAUUACGAAGAAGGUAAUGAUUCGGUUCUACAAGUCACACCAGAGGCUUACAAGAGCUGCAACGCCACGAAUCCGAUAGCAAAUUACAGCGGAGGGGACACGAAGGUGAGGCUGGAGAGGCCAGGUCCCUUUUACUUCAUCAGUGGAGCAGAGGGUCACUGUGAGAAGGGUCAGAAGCUGAAACUCGUCGUCGUCACUCCUCGACACUCCGCCUUCUCUCCGGCACCUUCUCCGGCGGACUUCGACGGUCCCGCCGUCGCCCCCACCAGUGCUGCCGCCGGAGCUCGCGGCGGAGUUGUUUCUGCGGUCGGUCUUGUUCUUGGUUUGUGGGCUUUGUUCUGAUGCAGUGGUCUCUAGAACGCUCUUUUUUUUGUAGCUUUUAAUUGGAUAUUUUUAUUUAUUUAUUUUUCUCUACAUGUACCAAGAGAUCUUAGCUCUUUGCUAAAUUUAUCAUUCGAUUUAUGUAUUAAAGUACU